CGGACACUCGGUCGUGUGUUUUUCUGAAAAUGUGUUGUUGACCGUGCUUGUUCCGGAUAGUCCAGGUCACAAAUUUCAAUAAUCGUUUCCAAUUGAGUUUGGACAUCAGUGGACGAAGUGACUAAAGUAUGCACUAAUUAAAAAUAUAUUUGAACAAUUGAAUGUAAAGUGGUUAACACGAUAUCGACAACUAAGCAGUGUUUGGGGACGUGCUGUACAAUCCAUUACGGCUGCUGCUGAAUAACGCUGCAAUAAUGGCUUUGUACAUACUCUACGAACACGCUGCCGGCUAUGCUGUGUUUAGCGUUAAGGAGUUUGAGGAGAUUUCGAUGCUACUUCCGCAGGUGGAACAAUCAGUAACAGAUUUGUCCCGUUUUAACUCGAUCGUAAAAUUGUUGGGAUUCUCUCCCUUCAAGACCGCCGUUGCUGCAUUAGAAAAUGUCAAUGCCAUCUCGGAAGGAAUUGUACCCGACGAUUUAUCUGUUUUCUUGGACAGUGUCCUACCUAAAGCGUCCAAGUCUAACAAAUUCACCCUUGGUGUUGCGGAUCCGAAAUUAGGUGCGGCUCUAUCGGAAGCAUUGAAGAUCCAGUGUUCGCAUAUCGGAGCAGUUCCAGAGAUCCUACGUGGAGUUCGCCACCAUUUUCCGAAGCUGGUGAAAGGAUUCUCCGAUAAGAGCGCUGGGGUCGCUCAGCUGGGUCUUGGCCAUAGCUACUCCCGUUGCAAGGUCAAGUUCAACGUUCAUCGGUCGGAUAACAUGAUCAUUCAAUCUAUUGCCCUGCUAGAUCAGUUGGACAAAGAUAUUAAUACAUUUUCGAUGAGGAUCAGAGAGUGGUAUUCGUACCACUUCCCAGAGCUGGUGAAAAUUGUACCUGAUAAUUAUCUGUUUGCCAAAUUGGCCCAUUUCGUCAAAGAUCGUAAGUCCCUUUCGCAGGAUAGUUUGGAAGGCCUGGAGGAAAUCGUGAUGGAUUCGGAGAAAGCUCAAGCUAUUAUUGACGCCUCCAAAAUGUCAAUGGGAAUGGACAUUUCUGUAAUUGAUUUACUCAACAUUGAAAUGUUUGCCAAGCGAGUAGUGAAUCUGUCGGAAUAUCGACACCAGUUGUCAGAAUAUCUUCACUCAAAAAUGACUAACGUGGCACCAAACUUGCAGUCCUUGAUUGGCGAUCAAGUUGGAGCAAGACUUAUCUCUAAGGCAGGCAGUCUUACUAAUUUGGCCAAGUAUCCCGCAUCGACGGUGCAAAUUUUGGGCGCAGAAAAAGCCUUGUUCAGAGCUUUGAAAACCAAGAGUAACACCCCAAAGUAUGGUUUGCUGUUCAACUCGUCUUUCAUCGGAAGGGCGAACGCUAAGAACAAGGGUCGUAUUUCGCGGUUCCUAGCCAACAAGUGCUCGAUCGCAUCCCGUAUCGAUUGUUUCACCGAGAAUCCCAAUAGUGUUUUUGGCGAAGCAUUGAAGCAGCAAGUGGAAGAUCGGCUUAAAUUUUAUGAAUCUGGUGAAGCCCCUCGCAAGAACGCAGAAGUCAUGAAGGAAGCGAUCGAAGCCGCGGCUCAGGUCAGUGUCACUCAGCAAAGUGCCAAGAAAAAGAAGAAGAAGAAGGAUAAGAAACGCAAACGUGAGGACGACGACGAUGCUAAUGGCGAUGAAACACUCAACGAAACUGACAAUGCUAAUGGCACACUCGUAGAGGCAGAACCAGAAGUUGAAGCCGAACCUAAGAAGAAGAAAAAGAAGAAGAACAAAAAUAAACCCACAGAGGAGUAAGAUGUUUUGUGAAGGUAUCGUAUAAGUACAAUAUUUCUUUUUCAUUUGGUAUAUUUUCUUUCUGUAUGUGUUACUUCAAUGCAGAUACAAGCAUUACAUUUAAAUUUAGCUAUUAAUUUCCUGCUUCCUCGAGAAUAGAGUAACUACCUAUAUAAAACAAUAA
Ochlerotatus camptorhynchus is the source of this 1920-nucleotide messenger RNA. It is a transcript of the gene Nop56, whose product is annotated as Nop56 ribonucleoprotein. Gene Ontology annotation, cellular component: small-subunit processome; box C/D methylation guide snoRNP complex. The coding region runs from base 255 to 1757 and encodes 500 amino acids. The transcript has 2 exons. The record is from RefSeq and is a predicted model, not a curated record. Gene Ontology annotation, molecular function: snoRNA binding. Lineage: Eukaryota; Metazoa; Arthropoda; Insecta; Diptera; Culicidae.